Molecule: messenger RNA, 1647 nt
Organism: Nicotiana attenuata
Lineage: Eukaryota; Viridiplantae; Streptophyta; Magnoliopsida; Solanales; Solanaceae
Product: flavonoid 3',5'-hydroxylase 1
Exons: 3
Coding region: 67-1593 (508 amino acids)
Molecular function (GO): oxidoreductase activity, acting on paired donors, with incorporation or reduction of molecular oxygen; monooxygenase activity; heme binding
Source: RefSeq, a predicted model, not a curated record
AAUUAUUCAAAGUAUCAUAAAUGUAUUCAUCCUAAUUCUUGAUCAAGCUAUUCUUGCUUAGACAACAUGGUGCCAUUUACUGAGCUUACUACAGCAGCUAUAAUUUUCCUUAUAUCACAUAUUCUCAUUUCAACUCUUCUUUCAAAAACUACCGGCCGCCGCCGCCGUCUCCCGCCGGGCCCGAGGGGCUGGCCGGUGAUCGGCGCACUACCAUACUUAGGAGCCAUGCCACAUGUUUCACUUGCAAAAAUGGCCAAAAAAUAUGGACCUGUUAUGUAUUUAAAAGUUGGCACAUGUGGUAUGGCUGUUGCUUCUACUCCUGAUGCUGCUAAAGCAUUCUUGAAAACACUUGAUAUCAACUUCUCCAAUCGUCCACCUAAUGCAGGUGCCACCCACUUGGCCUAUAAUGCACAAGACAUGGUUUUUGCACAUUAUGGACCACGUUGGAAGUUGCUAAGGAAAUUGAGCAACUUGCAUAUGCUAGGGGGAAAAGCCUUAGAAAAUUGGACAAAUGUACGUGCCAAUGAGCUAGGGCACAUGCUAAAAUCGAUGUCCGAAAUGAGCCGAGAAGGCGAACGAGUGGUGGUGGCGGAGAUGCUGACAUUCGCUAUGGCGAAUAUGAUAGGACAAGUAAUAUUAAGCAAGCGAGUUUUCGCGAAAAAAGGUGCUGAGGUUAAUGAAUUUAAGGAUAUGGUGGUGGAGUUAAUGACAGUAGCAGGGUAUUUUAACAUUGGAGAUCUUAUUCCUUCAUUAGCUUGGUUGGAUUUACAAGGGAUAGAAAGAGGAAUGAAGAAUUUACACAAGAAAUUUGAUGCUUUGUUGACAAAGAUGUUUGAUGAACACAAGGAAACUAGCUAUGAACGUAAAGGGAAAGAGGAUUUUCUUGAUGUUGUUAUGGCAAAUAGGGAUAAUUCUGAAGGAGAAAGGCUCACUACAACUAAUAUCAAAGCACUUUUGCUGAAUUUGUUCACUGCUGGUACAGACACUUCUUCUAGUGUAAUAGAAUGGGCACUUGCAGAAAUGAUGAAAAAUCCAAAAAUUCUCAAAAAAGCACAAGCAGAAAUGGAUCAAGUUAUUGGGAAAAAUAGGCGUUUACUUGAAUCUGAUAUCCCAAAUCUUCCUUAUCUUCGAGCAAUUUGCAAAGAAACAUUUCGAAAACAUCCAUCUACACCAUUAAAUCUCCCUAGAAUCUCGAACGAACCGUGUGAAGUGAAUGGUUAUUACAUACCAAAAAACACUAGGCUCAGCGUUAAUAUUUGGGCGAUUGGAAGAGAUCCUGAUGUAUGGGAAAAACCGCUAGAGUUUAAUCCUGAAAGAUUCUUGAGUGGGAAAAACGCGAAGAUAGAUCCACGAGGGAAUGAUUUUGAGCUAAUUCCAUUUGGUGCAGGACGAAGGAUAUGUGCAGGGACAAGAAUGGGAAUAGUAAUGGUGGAGUAUAUAUUGGGAACUUUGGUUCAUUCAUUUGAUUGGAAAUUACCAAAUGAUGUUAUUGAGUUAAAUAUGGAGGAAGCUUUUGGAUUAGCUUUGCAGAAAGCUGUCCCUCUUGAAGCUAUUGUUACUCCAAGAUUAACUUUGGAUGUUUAUGCACCUUAAUAUUUGGUUUCAAUUUUGGAUGAAAAUAAAAUUUGGAUUUGGUGCUUGCUAUUA